CACCGAUCCACGGAAAGAGCCAAAGAUAUCGGCUCGGUCAUGUGAUCAGCUGUGUCCAAGGAGAGCCGGUAAUCGGCAUUCAUCGGAGGACACAUGUACACAUAUCAUCAGAGCACUGAUGAUCAAUGUGCCCUGAUGAUCUGUGUAGCUCCAGCAGUGCCACCUGUCAGUGUCCAUAAUUGCCAGCUCUCAGUGCUCAUCCAUGCCACCUGCCAGUGCCCAUCAGUGCCACAUUUCAGUGCCACAUCAGUGCCACAUCAAUGCCACAUAUCAGUGCCCAUCUGAGCUGCCUUUCAGUGUCACCCAUCAGUGCCAGUCAGUGCCACCUAUCAAUGCCAGUCAGUGCAACCUAUCAGUGCUGCCAGUCAGUGCCACCUAUCAGUGCCAGCCAGUG
This is a messenger RNA of Staurois parvus, 394 nucleotides long. The record is from the annotation of a GenBank genome assembly. NCBI's taxonomy places the organism in Eukaryota, Metazoa, Chordata, Amphibia, Anura, Ranidae.